Messenger RNA from Myotis myotis, 2224 nucleotides. RefSeq names its product TNF receptor superfamily member 25 (gene TNFRSF25). Gene Ontology annotation, cellular component: plasma membrane. The record is from RefSeq and is a predicted model, not a curated record. Bases 431 to 1774 code for a protein of 447 amino acids. Gene Ontology annotation, biological process: signal transduction. Lineage: Eukaryota; Metazoa; Chordata; Mammalia; Chiroptera; Vespertilionidae. Gene Ontology annotation, molecular function: protein binding. The transcript has 8 exons.
GGGCCUGGAUCUGCGGGGGGAGGAAGGGGUCCCGCGAAUAGAAUAGCGAAUAUCUGAAUCUUGCUCCCAGACUCGCUGGGGGUUGGGCAGGCCCUGCCCUCUGACCUAGUUAGAGGCUCAGCCAGGGCGGGCUCUUCCGACGAGAGGAAGCGCCCUGCCAGGGUCCCUGAGGUCUGGAGGCCCCGGAGGGAGAGAGCGGGGUCCCUCGGGCGGGGUGGGGUUGGGGCUGCCUGUUUCCUGCUGGAGGGGCCCUGUGAGGGGCUGGGGGAGCCCUCCUCUUGCCCAGCCGGGCCUGUCUCCCUGUCUCAUCCCCACCCCCUGGGCACCCCUUCUGCCCAAGAGCCUGAGAAGUGGGCUGCUCUGAGGGCAACAUCCCGGGGCCUCUGACGCUGGGGAGACUGGGCAGGGAGAGACCCCGCGUGGGGAAGCCAUGCUCACGCGGGAGCCAGCAGCCCCUGUCUCCCAGGCCCUCCUCCUGCUCCUGCUGGGCGCCCAGGGCCGGGGUGGCACCCCCAGCCCCAGGUGUGACUGUGCCCCCGACUUUCGGAAGAGGACGGAUCCGCUCUGCUGCAGAGGCUGCCCGGCAGGGCAAUACCUAGUGGCCCGCUGCACAGAGCCCUGUGGCAACGCCACCUGCAUCCCGUGCGCCCAGGGCACCUUCCUGGCCCGGGAGCACCACCACGAGACCAGCUGCACCCGCUGCCAGGCCUGCGAUGAGCAGGCCUCCCAGGUGGCCCUGGAGAACUGCUCAGCAGUGGCCGACACCAGGUGUGGCUGCCCGCCAGGCUGGUUUGUGGAGUGCCUGGUCCCACACUGCAUCGGCAGCUCGCCCUUCCUCUGCCACCCGUGCCUAGACUGCGGGGCCCUGCACCGCCACACGCGGGUGCCCUGUUCCAGCAGAGACACCGAAUGUGGCGCCUGCCUGCCUGGCUUCUAUGAACAUGGCAACAGCUGUGUGUCCUGCCCCACCAGGAGCACCCUCUGGAGCUGUCCUGAGCCCUGCGCGGCUGCCUGCGGCUGGAGGCAGAGUAGGUGGCAUGCUGGGGACACAGCAGGAGAGCUGGGAAGGGCCGAGGGGAGCCUGGGGGUGGCUACCACCCAGCACCCACCAAGUGCUCCCUCAGUGUUCUGGGUCCAGGUGCUCCUGGCGGGCCUGGUGGUUCCACUCAUGCUUGGUGCCACCCUAACCUACACAUACCGCCGCUGCCAGCCCUGCAAGCCCAUGGUUCCUGCAGAUGGAGCCGGGAUGGAGGCCCUGACCACCCUGCCGACCACCCACCUCUUGCCCCCUGAGAGUGCCCACCUCCUUGUGGUGCCACCCAGCGGCAGUGAGAAAGUCUGCCCCGGCCAGUUGGUAGGCCACAGCUGGACCCCUGGCUGCCCCCAGACCCAGGAAACGCCUGGCGCGGAGGUGCCGUGGUCCUGGGACCAGCUGCGCAGCGGAGCUCUGGGCCCGCCGCCGCCGCUCUCGCCAGCGCCCCCUGCAGGCUCGGCGGCCGCCACGCUGCAGCUGGGCCCGCAGUUCUACGACGUGAUGGACGCGGUGCCCGCGCGGCGCUGGAAGGAGUUCGUGCGGACUCUGGGGCUGCGCGAGGCCGAGAUCGAGGCCGUGGAGGUGGAGGUGGGCCGCUUCCGCGACCAGCAGUACGAGAUGCUCAAGCGCUGGCGCCAGCAGCAGCCCGCGGGCCUGGGCGCCAUCUACGCAGCCCUGGAGCGCAUGGGGCUGGACGGCUGCGCCGAGGACCUGCGCAGCCGCCUGCAGCGCGGCCCGUGACGCGGGGCCCGCCCGCCAGCCGGGGGCCCCGAGGGCCCUUGCAGAAGCCCUAAGUACUGUUACUUACGCGUGUAGACAUUUUAUGUCACUUAUUAUGUGCGCCUCUGGCACGGCCCUGCGUAGCAGCGCCAGCCGGCCCCGCCCGCCCCCUGGGGGCUGCUGAGGGCAGAGGCGCGGCGGGGAGCACGGGGAGGGGUUAGGAAAUGGCUCGGCUGGCGCUCAGCCUGAGUGGGCCGGGGCUGUGGUAUUAAAUCGAUUAAGAAAAGCUGCCGAUUGGUGUCUCCACGGGCUGGGGCUGGGGCUGGGGUAUGCAGUGGCCCAGGCUUGGUUUCCUGAGGCGUCGGAAGGGCCGGAAGGCUUGCCAGCCAGCGACUGGGACGCACGGUGGGAACCAGGGUGGCCCUCAGCGCCCCAGCCUGGCCCUCCCGCUCCGCUGUGGCGGCUGCCCCG